AUGGGUAACUAUGCCUUUGGUUAUAAUAAUUGCAAUAAUGAUUUUAACAAUGAUUCCAAAUCGAUUAAGCUUGGAAUUUCUUUCAUACCUUGCAAUUGCAAUAAACAUUCCAAUAAAUGUAAUUUUGAUAAAGACGUGUAUAAAUUGUCUGGCGGAAAAAGUGGCGGCGUCUGCCGAGACUGUAAUCAUAACACUGACGGUAGAUAUUGUAAUUACUGUAAGGAAGGCUAUUACCGAGAUCAAACACAGCCGAUUCAUUCUCGUAAAGCGUGCAAGCCGUGCGCGUGUGACCAAUAUGGAUCUAGAGGAAGGGUUUGUAAUCAAACUACAGGCCAGUGCACUUGCAAGGAAGAAAUUAUUGCCGGUUUAAAUCAAUUUGCUGAUGUAAAAGAAUGCCCAGAAUGUCAUAAUGACAGAAAGAGUUUGACUGUAAAAAGAUAUUGUAAACGAGAUUACGCUGUAAAAGGCAAAGUCUUAUCGAGGAAAAAUUUUAAGGACUGGGCAAAGUUCGAAGUGUCAAUUAGCGAAAUAUAUAAACAAUCACGGGCAAUCAUUAAGAUUGGUCGAACAAUACAAUCAUUCUGGGUUACCUUAAAUCAUGUGAAAUGUAGAUGUCCAAAACUGAGGAUUGGUCGCGAGUACUUAAUAUUAAUGAGAGGUGAAGUAAUGAAAGGAGACGGAAGCUUUAUACUCGACCAUAACUCUUACGUGACCUUGUGGAAUACUAAAGUUGAAACAAAACUAAUACAAACAAUCGACAAAAGUGUUUCGCAAACGUGUGGUAGAUUGUAG
Messenger RNA from Trichoplax adhaerens, 792 nucleotides. RefSeq lists its product as uncharacterized. The transcript has 6 exons. Bases 1 to 792 code for a protein of 263 amino acids. Gene Ontology annotation, molecular function: protein binding. The record is from RefSeq and is a predicted model, not a curated record. Lineage: Eukaryota; Metazoa; Placozoa; Uniplacotomia; Trichoplacea; Trichoplacidae.